GUCAGGCCUCUCUAGGUAUCAGCGCUUCUCUCCACCAUGAUCAACACCUACCAGACCAGCCUGGCUCCACCACCGGUCCCUCCACGCAUGAACAGGACCAGCCCGGUCCUCAUACCGGCCGCAGCCCCAUCACAUGGCUACAGCAAACCUCUCAUCAGGUUCUUGGUUGGGCUAGUGUUGCUGCAUUUGUUGCUGUCUUUCGUAGGAUUCUUCUACCUGUACCACACUAGCAAAAUGGAAAAGGUCCCGCUUGCUGAGGCAAAAGCUGCACUUCUCACAUCAGGAGGAAGAUCACACAAUGCCAUGGCACGCAUGACAGUCAAGCAGCCAUCAUAUGCACCAAGACAGAAUAUAACAUCGGCGGGCUAUCUCCAGUGGAACAUGGGCCGCUCAUUUUAUAGGAACAUCAACUACUACCGCAUCAGCUGGUUGACUGUGCUGCAGCCUGGCGACUACUACGUCUACGCCAGGGUUACCUUCUCCAGAGGGCAUCCCAAGAUCCCUCUGGCCAGCAGGGUCACCUUCAGGGAGAGUGAGACGGCAAAGGAGAAUGAAGUGAUGAAGGCCUACUGCAGUCUGGAGAGCCAAAGCAGCGGCCUGUGCACAGCCACCCAGGGAGAGGUGAUCACACUGAAGGCAGGAAACCAGCUCAGUGUCUGGGUGCAAGACCUCUCACUGGUGGACUAUGAGGAAGGAGCUACAACCUUUGGGAUGUACCAGCUGUAGGACUCUUAUAAUAUCACGUGGAUGGAUGUAAGCCAAAGAUGGGGACCUUUUUCUUUACGAUGGAGAGGAGGGACCCGGGCUUAAAACCACUCAGAACACUCUGAAAUGGGAUAAAGCCACCUUUUUAAAGGGUGGAUCAAGAAUCAAACUAACGAUUUUGGAUCUUUUUCAUGGAUUCUUCAACUAUAAUUUAUUAUAUCAUCUUUUUUGUGUGUGUUAUGUAAAGUGUGACUUCUGUGCUGGUAUUUUGAUUGGUUGUAUUUAUUGAUGUAAACGGGGUUGUCCAGGCAGUAAAAUGAAUUUAUAUUCAAUCCAACAUCUUUCUCCUCAGCUUGUUUUUCCAUC
This is a messenger RNA of Myripristis murdjan (pinecone soldierfish), 1071 nucleotides long. RefSeq names its product CD40 ligand (gene cd40lg). Gene Ontology annotation, biological process: immune response. Gene Ontology annotation, molecular function: tumor necrosis factor receptor binding. Gene Ontology annotation, cellular component: membrane. The record is from RefSeq and is a predicted model, not a curated record. NCBI's taxonomy places the organism in Eukaryota, Metazoa, Chordata, Actinopteri, Holocentriformes, Holocentridae. The coding region runs from base 37 to 726 and encodes 229 amino acids. The transcript has 4 exons.